UGUGGAGAGGCUCUAUAUGUCAGCUGGUAACUCAAGUGCUCUUUUCCUAACUGCUGCAGCUCAAAACCUCCUGUGCCUUAAAUUAGCUGAGGAACUUGGUGUUAAGAUUGCAAGUCCAUGGGUAUCCUGGUUUAAGGCUGCAAGUUUACCUGCCAUCAUUGCACUUCUAGUCACUCCAUAUCUUCUAUACAAGAUCUUUCCACCAGAAACAAAAGAUACACCAGAUGCUCCUGCUUUGGCUGCAAAAAAGCUCGAGCAAAUGGGACCUGUGACAAGGAAUGAAUGGGUGAUGGUUGGUACCAUGCUUCUUGCAGUUUCCUUGUGGGUCUUUGGGGAGGCUCUUGGUAUAGCAAGUGUUGUUGCAGCAAUGCUUGGUUUAUCUAUCCUUCUGCUCCUCGGAGUCCUGGAUUGGGAUGAUUGCUUAAGUGAGAAGUCUGCAUGGGAUACCUUGGCUUGGUUUGCAGUUCUAGUUGGAAUGGCCAGUCAGCUUACAAAUCUUGGAAUAGUUACAUGGAUGUCAGGAUGUGUGGCUAAGUUUCUUCAGUCUUUUUCUUUGAGUUGGCCAGCAGCAUUUGGUGUUCUUCAAGCAUCCUACUUCUUCAUACACUAUUUAUUUGCUAGUCAGACUGGGCAUGUAGGAGCCUUGUACUCAGCAUUUCUAGCCAUGCACUUAGCAGCAGGUGUACCCGGUGUAUUGGCAGCACUAGCCUUGGCAUACAACACUAAUCUCUUUGGUGCAAUAACACAUUAUAGCAGUGGCCAGGCUGCUGUAUACUAUGGAGCCGGUUAUGUAGAUCUUCCUGAUGUAUUCAAGCUGGGCUUUUUAACUGCUAUGCUUAACGCGUUGAUCUGGGGAGUUGUCGGGGCCUUCUGGUGGAAGUUUUUGGGCCUGUAUUGAGCCUUUUGCCGCAGAGUAAAUUUGAGAUAUAGGCUAUCUGCGUAUCCCCUUGAGAUGUAGUUUUUCCAUUUUGUAUUAUGGAGGGCAUCUGAUUGUUUCAACAAUCUCCAAUUCUUUUUAUAGAGGAAGGUGACUUACAGUUUCAUGUCAUGAUUUAUAUACUUCAUAGGUGAUGAUGGGAUUUGGGGUUUGAAUCCCUCGGCACAUUUUGAUU
Asparagus officinalis (garden asparagus) is the source of this 1112-nucleotide messenger RNA. RefSeq names its product dicarboxylate transporter 2.1, chloroplastic-like. Gene Ontology annotation, molecular function: transmembrane transporter activity. Gene Ontology annotation, biological process: transmembrane transport. Lineage: Eukaryota; Viridiplantae; Streptophyta; Magnoliopsida; Asparagales; Asparagaceae. The record is from RefSeq and is a predicted model, not a curated record. The coding region runs from base 17 to 898 and encodes 293 amino acids. The transcript is spliced from 4 exons. Gene Ontology annotation, cellular component: membrane.